This is a messenger RNA of Branchiostoma belcheri (Belcher's lancelet), 3627 nucleotides long. RefSeq names its product islet cell autoantigen 1-like protein. Gene Ontology annotation, cellular component: Golgi apparatus. NCBI's taxonomy places the organism in Eukaryota, Metazoa, Chordata, Leptocardii, Amphioxiformes, Branchiostomatidae. Gene Ontology annotation, biological process: regulation of transport. Gene Ontology annotation, molecular function: protein domain specific binding. Bases 427 to 2376 code for a protein of 649 amino acids. The record is from RefSeq and is a predicted model, not a curated record. The transcript has 15 exons.
ACCUUUCCGUAUCAUAAGAAGCUUAUUUUGGUCAGAAGAAGAGGACAAGUUUACUCAAGGGACACACUAUGAUAAAUAUAUUGAUAUCAUUCAAUAGUUCUACGUAUCUUUGGUCUUCUUUUUAGAAAAUGUUGAAUAAUUUCCCUGCGUACGAGAGCCAACCAACCACUUGUUAAUGGGAACAAGAGCUGUGACGUCAACAACCAUCAUGGCGGCCGGGAAUGGGAAGGAAAAUUCGCGCUGAAGGACUGGAAGGCUGCCAAGGUUUCUGCAAGUUCUGAGGAAGAAAGGUCGCCAAGUGCUGUUCCUGUCCCCUGUGCUGUAGCAUUGCUGUACCACUGCUGUACCACUGCUGUUCCAUUGCUGUACCACUGCUGUCUCAUUGCUAUUCUGUUGCUGUUCCAUUGCUGAAAUAUUGCUGUCAAUAUGGACAGUUACAGACCGUCCUACGGUGAGUCAUACGACCGGUUUGUUCGGGACGAGGGAAACACCUCGGGAGUCAGUAAGAUCCAGAAGGAGUACUGGCAGACAAAACAGAAACUCAUCAAGAAGUUUGGGAAGAAGGAAGAUGAGUUUGUGGUGGCCGGAGACGCUGAUGUGGACUCAAAACUAGAGGUGUUCCGCUCCAUCCAGAAGUCGUGUAUGGACUUGUUAAGAGUUAUAGAGAAAUACCAGGACAACUUGUGUGCCCUGUCCCAGGCUGAGAAUGAGCUGGGUCGGUUCCUCAAGUCCCAGAGUCAGAUAGACAAGACUCGCGCAGGCAAGAUGAUGGCUGCUGUCGGCAAGGCUGAGAGCUUCUCUAGUCAACAGAGGCUUGCGCUGAGGGUGCCCCUAGUCCGCCUGUACCAGGAAGUGGAGACGUUUCGGUACCGCGCCAUCUCGGACUGCCUGAUGACGAUAAACCGGAUGGAGGCAUCGCGGACGGAGUACCGCGGCUCACUGCUGUGGAUGAAGGACGUGUCAGAACAACUGGACCCUGACACGUACAAACAGCUGGAGAAGUUCAGAAAGGUCCAGACCCAGGUGCGCAGUACUCGGGGGAAGUUUGAGAAGCUGAAGAACGACGUGUGCCAAAAGGUGGACCUGCUGGGAGCCUCUCGCUGUAACAUGUUCUCCCACACCCUGGCCACAUACCAGAACACACUGCUGCACUACUGGGAGAAAACUGCCAGGACACUCAGCGCUGUGCACGAGAGCUUCAAGGGAUAUCAGCACUACGAGUUCACUAUGCUAAAGCAACUAGAAGGUCCAGUCCAGAAGCUGAUUGAGCAGACAACAGGAGAGAGGAAGGAGGGAGAGGUGGAGAAGGGGGAGGAGGCGGAGGAGGAGGCACCUAACAGCGGUCUUGACCUUCUGCAACUUGAUGAUGAAGAAUUAGAGGACAAAGGUCAAACAGAGGACAAGUGUGACCGCUGUCAGGACGACAGAAAGAGGGAAGAAAAGAGCAGCAGAAAGGAGGAAAAGAGCAGCAGACAGGAGGAAGAAGAUCAGGAAGAGUACAUAGAUGAAACCACAAGACUAAUAUCGUUUGGUGAGGACAGGAGCGGCGCGCCGGCGGGCGGGACGGGUAACGGCGUGGACACGGCAGAGAACGGGGACGACGACGACCUGCUGAACAUGAUCGACGAGCUGACAGUCGGGGAGGACGAGGAGUUCACCAACUUCGCAGACUCACGACUCGACCUGCAGAAACAACGUCAGGAACACGACAUGGAAGUCCCUUCAGAAAAUGAAGGCCUCGCCCCUCUCACAAACUCACAAGACACUAACCAAUCAGAGGACAAGGAGGGUGCAGGGAAAGACCUUCUGUCCGACGAACCUGCCAGCAACGACCUUGACCUUGACAAGGAUGACAUGACCUUGCUCAACGAGAUCCUGAAUGCCCCCUCAACAGGUGAGGAUGAGUUUGCUCAGUCAUGGCAGGCGGUGUACGGGAACCAGCCUCCCCCCAUGCAGAUCCCCGGGGGUCUGACGGGGGAGGGAGAGGGCAGCAUGCGACAGUUCCUCCCCUCACAGCUGCUGGAGAUGCAGGCUGCCAUGAGCACGCAGGGAGGUCAACCACCCGUCCCGGGAGGUCCCCAGGGCAUGGUGCCGCUGCAGGGCGCGCCCGGCCAGCCUCCCAUGAUGCCCCCUGCCAUGCCUGCUGCAGCAGCUCCCCCUGGUAACCAGCAGCAGAACAGCAUGCAGCAGGGACAGCAGCAACAACAACAACCACUGCUGCAACAGGAGCAGAAAGGUGAGGAUGGAAAGCCAGGAAAAGGCGUCGGCAAAGACAUGUCUGCCUGGUUCAACCUGUUUGCAGACCUGGACCCGCUCGCCAACCCUGACGCCAUCGGAAGGAAAGAAGGAGAGAACCAGGAGGAGAGGAAUUGCUGAGGCCCCAGGGCUGGCCCUUGCAGCCACAGUGUGUGCCUGUUUGGUAGCAAAGUAGAAAAAAAAGAUAACUCUAUUAAGUUAAAUAUAAAAAAAUUAAAUCCCAAGAGCUGAUAUUCACACCAGCUGACAGCAGUGAUGCUAGACCUCCACAGCCCACCAGUGUUGUCAUGACUCUAGAAUAAACAAUAAACAAAAACAACCAUAUACCAUAUAAGGGCAAAACACUGACCAAUCAGCUUGGUCCAUCUGUGUCUCUAUGGUUACCACCAAUGAAUGUGACCAAUAACAGCAGUCUGUGUCUGUUGCUAUAGCUACCAGCUCACUGAUAUGGAACAAAAAUCGUCUCUUGCAGUUGCUAGGCAGUGGCCCUGUCAGUUGCCAUGGAAACCACGACAACACAAGCUGUCUCCAAGGUUACCAGAAUUGUUUAUCAUAGUUCGUUUCUGUGUUUGUUUCAUGGUUACUCGGUUGACGAUAGCCAAUCAUUUCUGGUUACCAUAUUUGUACAUAGGCAAAAUGGCUUCUAUAAGUUGCCAUGGUUACCAGCCUGAAGUCUAGCCAAUCAGCACAGUCCGUUGGUCUCCAUAGUAACCAGGAGGAGGAAACUCUCCAAGAGGUUAAAUUUGUACCACUGUAACAUUAUAAUUACUCUAGCCCUGAAUAAUAUGCAAGAAUUAAUUGAACAAGAGACCAGAAGGCUAACUGAAGUCAGCUCAAGCAAAAUUCUCAUUUAGUUAGAAAAUAUAGACUCCAACUUUGUCAUACAAGCAGAUAAAAACAUGCAGGAUUUGUAUCACUAGUGUCACGUGACCCAAGAUGGAAAAAAAAAACUAUAACUGUAAUCAACCAUGCAGUUUAGGAGCUCGAUACAUUUAUGUAGCCAGGCUGUUGCUGACAGAACAAAACUAUUGCAACAAUCUGUAGGUUUGCUACAUAACUUCAACCUACCAAAGCGAGGUACAUAAUUAUGAUAUACAGUACAUGUGAAAGUUCCUGUGCUGCAGAAUUUCUGUAUAUAGCCUGCCGUUGGAACGUUCCACUGUCAGGUGUGAAACAGGUGGGGAAAAAUGACCACCUCACCUGGCCAGCUUUCUGUCUUUCAGCCUCUAGGAGUUUAUUAUGGCAAUUCAACAUUUUGUAGCUAAAGAUCUUGGCAUUCCUUGUCUUCAGUUGAACACAAAGCGUUAAAUGCGUCGAUGAAGGUUAGACAUCCAGGUAAUACGAUACGCCAAAAAGCAGUUACUCAAGCAA